UUAAUAUCCAAAAUAAAUGGAUACCAUCCGGCUUCAUCUUAUGAUAUUAACUAAUAUUAUAACUAAUAUUAUAAUAUAAGAUUAACUAAUCUAACGCAUUAAGCAAGUUCUUUAAUCAAAUAAAUAUUAACCAACUAAUUUUAGAAAUGACACUCACUCUGUAAGAAUAAAUGAAGAUUUACAAUUUCUACUCAAAAAUGAAGUUUUAUGCGAUGUUAUAUUUGAAGCUGAUGAUGGUAAAAUUGUUAUUGGCAUAAAAAUGUUUUAAUAUAUUAAGCUAGUCCAUAUUUCCAUGCAAUGUUUAGUAAUUUUGAUGAAAUAGAUUAUAUCUAUACUGAAGAAAUUAUGGCCACAAAAGAAAAUGACCAGGUAGAUUAUGUUAGCAGUGCAUGUGCUGAGUUUUUACGAAAACAACAGGAUAUAUCAAAUUGUAUUAAUAUCAAAGCAUUUGCUAACUUACAUAACUAUACGGGAUUGUUGUCAAGUUCUGAAGCAUUUAUUAAACAACAUUUUUCAGAAGUAGCUAAAGCCGAAGAUUUUCUAUUCUCAUCUUCUGGAGACUUGGUGAAGCUUAUUUCCUCUAAUGACUGCUGUUCCAUUUGAAGAAAAAUAGGAUUGUUUUAUGCUACUGGUCACAAUUUGAUUAUGGAGUACUUUUACAAUCAUAAACGGUCAUGUGAAUACAAAUAAGUCAAUUGACUGCCUCACCUCAACUAUGUCAAACUAUGUAAACAACUAGUAUACAUUACUAAAUUGUACAUUAUACAUUACUAAUUUUAAUUUGUACAAAAAUAUCUUAAUGGCUGUAAUAUUGAUUAAAUGUUAGAUUUUUUACAGAUAUUUUAAAUAAUAUUUAAUAAAAAACAUUUAAAAUUAUAAACAACUAACAAGUAAAACUUAAUGUAUAAAAACUAUACAGUAUUUUUUUUUUUUAUAUAAGGUAACAAGCCAGAUAUAUUAUAUGAAUUAAUUUAUAUUAUGUUGUUUUUAAUUUAAUAAUUAAAGGCUGAAUUGAAAUGAAAUGAAUUGUAAAUAAUAAGUUUCCUAAUUA
Acyrthosiphon pisum (pea aphid) is the source of this 1051-nucleotide messenger RNA. Its product is annotated as kelch-like protein 12-like. The record is from RefSeq and is marked predicted. Gene Ontology annotation, molecular function: protein binding. Lineage: Eukaryota; Metazoa; Arthropoda; Insecta; Hemiptera; Aphididae.